Aspergillus pseudotamarii is the source of this 2105-nucleotide messenger RNA. Its product is annotated as transcription factor domain-containing protein. The transcript has 6 exons. Bases 24 to 2105 code for a protein of 693 amino acids. Gene Ontology annotation, biological process: DNA-templated transcription; regulation of DNA-templated transcription. The record is from RefSeq and is a predicted model, not a curated record. Gene Ontology annotation, molecular function: DNA binding; zinc ion binding; DNA-binding transcription factor activity, RNA polymerase II-specific. Lineage: Eukaryota; Fungi; Ascomycota; Eurotiomycetes; Eurotiales; Aspergillaceae.
ACCGAAGUCACAAGUCCAAAAUUAUGGGAACCCAGAGCUCUCAGCGACAAACUCAAGCCCGAGGUCGAGCUAUCUGCCGUACAUGCAAAAGUUGCCGUCAGAAAAAGGUAAAAUGUGAUAGCCAACAUCCAAAGUGCGGCACGUGUCGUAGGAAAAAUCAAGACUGCGAAUAUCCGAGGGAUGGAAGAAAAACAGCCGUGCGAGCCAAAAAGGAAGACAUAAAAUCGCUCGAAGAACAAGUUGAAGAACUGAAGGGUCAGAUUCGCCGACGGGUCACAGUAGAAAACGCUGCGAGCACGGAUAACUUGCAUCCGUAUGAGACCUCAGCUCAUUCCGACUCCGGGUCUAGGUGUUCUAGGGGCUGCCCAAAUGAACCCAAGUGCGAUCAAACCUUGCAGGACCAACUUACCUGUCAGAAUAACGGGGAAAAGACAUGCGCUGAUCCAGAUCCUUUGGGGGGCCGUCAAAUACAAGUCUAUGGGGCUACAAGUCUGCUACCUGGGUUCCUGGAAGCUCCUUCGUCCGAUUGCCAGUCCAAAGAAAAUAACGAAGACGCAUUCUUGAGAAACAUUACCCAAGAUCGACUCGUUGCCUUCUCGGCAAUUGUUAGACCGAAGGAGACUAUAAUCUACUCCACACCCAGUAUAGCAGUGAAUAUCGAUUUUGACGGCGUUCCCGUAGACAUGGCAAUGCAUCUGCUGGAGUUGCAUUGGAACAGGCUACAUUUGAUGUAUCUUUUGACAUAUCGCCCGCUAACUAUGGACAGCCUCUUCAAUAACGGACCUUAUAUAAACAAGCUUCUAUACAGUGAUCGAGUACCUUUGCGCUCAGAGCCUGAUGACGCGCAAACGAUGGGCAUGGCGUUCUACGACCGGUUCAAAGCCCUACUCAUCCACUACAUUGACCAGCCCAGUCUACCCACCGUCAUCGCACUACUGACUUGUGGUGCUUGCCUACUACAAUACGGAAAACAAAGCGCUAGUUGGGCUUAUUGCGGUAUGGCAUACAGGAUGAUAAUUGACCUUGGGUAUCACCGAGAGGAUCCAAGGUCCUCUCAAAGUGGCGAAGAUGCCAGACUCUCUGCCUUAGAUAAGGAGGCCAGAAGGAGGGUCUACUGGGGAGCAUAUGCUAAUGAUAAAUUCCAGUCCUUGUAUCUGGGCCGACUCCCAGGGCUUCAGCAAUCUCAUGGCAAUGUCCCCCGCGACUUCUUUGACUUUUACGAAGAAUUGGAAGAAUGGAAACCAUACACCGACGCUCGAGCUCGACUCAAUGACACCAGUAUCCCGGUUUAUCCAGGUCGGCCGUCAUAUGCUCUCAGCACGUUUCAGUGUUUGCUCCAGCUCUCGGUUAUUACGGAGACAAUCGUCAACACAUUCUAUUCGACUAAGGAUGCUAUGGCAACGGCGCAUGACUUUUUACAACGCAAACAAACGGUCAACGCACAACUGGAUCGUUGGAAAGAAACCCCUCCAGCGCAUCUACUGUUUGACCCGAAAAGGGAUGAAACACCUCUACCAUACCAGAUGACACUAUACACAACAUAUUGGACCCUGGUCAUUCUGACUGAGCAGCCGUUUCUCGCCCGUGGUCAUUUCGAGUUCACCACAGUCCCGGAAUUGCAAAACGAAUCAAAGAGGAAGUGUAUCGAAGCAUCUCUCGAAAUUCGAGACCUUAUUGAAGCGUACAGAAAGACAUUUUCGCUUAGACGCGCCCAAUACGGUAUUUCAUACGCGAUGUAUAGCGCAGUUAUUGUUCUGCUUCAGCACACUGACCAAGAUUGUGAUGAAUACCCUGAAGCUAUCCGAUUCUUUUGGCUUGCAUUGUUGGAAUACCAGAAUGGAUGUGGCCAUGGACUGAAAGGGCCACUCAGGCUGCUCAAAUCACUGAUGCGUCGGGUUGAAAAGGUAGGACAACGUAUUGAUAUCGACCCGCCGGGUACUACCGGGUCACUGGCUUCCAAUGACGUCCAGUUUGGAAUCGACCCCAUCCCGUUGAUGGAGGGUUUCGGACAGGGGGAAGCUUGGAUCAGAUCCUGGCUCAACGUAGAGACCGACAAUUUGUACUUUGCCGAUGACACUAUAUUUGGCUUCUUCGCACAAGAAUAA